CCCAAGUGCACCAAACUGUGGAGUUCGCAUGUUACCCGCAGGUAAAUGUAUCGGUUCCGACUGUCUGGUGUUCUCGUAACGAGGGCUUCCCAUGAUGCCAUUCGUAUCCACCAUCACGCGUUGUGUCUACUCACACCACAACGGAGAUAUGCUCAACGCUGACAAACUAUGUAACGAGGAUUCGCACGAAGAAUGCUGACAUGUAGAUGCCUUUCGAUGUCGGUUUCGACAAGGUGUGUCGAAGUGACCGUCGGUUAAUGAUUCCGGAUCGAUACAACACCCAGACCGCGAAGAUUUUCCUGCUGUUGUCUCCGCAAUAUCCAGAGCAUGUCUUUCCCGAGUAACCGUGUUGCUGUAAUCGGCGCAGGCAUUAGUGGUGUCGUUGCUGCAGCGCAUCUCAAGAAGGAGGGCAUUGAGGUCGUAGUCUUUGAGCGAUCUAGUGCUGCAGGAGGCAUAUGUCCGUGUUACGUGGGCCUCAAGAACAACGUGAGUACACGUUUGUUAGAAACCACCUUGAACCAGUUUCCACCCGGGACCGAGGAUUAUGUAACGCACGAUGUCUUGUGCGACUACAUACAGGCUACUACUUUCUCAACGGGGGUGCAUGAGUUGACACAGUACGACACCGAUGUGAGAAGCGUCAUCAAGAACGGUAGAUUAUGGACUGUCGAGACUGCGACUUUGCAGACCGAUGCGCAAGGUGUGUUAAGGCGACACGAAUCUUCUCAGAACUUUGAUGCUGUAGUAGUUGCAUCUGGUCAUUACCACGCGCCGAGGAUUCCUGAUACGCCUGGACUCGCAGACUGGAAGCGACAAUUUCCCGACAGAGUACAGCACUCCAAACUUUAUCGAAAGCCCGAGAAUGCUCAUAACAAGAACUAUCUACUUGUCGGUGGGAGUGUGUCAGCAACGGAUAUCGCGCGCGAGCUCAGCCCGUAUGCAAACAAGAUUAUACAAAGCCAAAGGAACGGAAAAUUCGACCUGCCUCCAAGCAUGCUCCCAGAUAACGCGUACCGCGUCGAUGAGAUAGUAUCGUACGACGAACCACGAGUGAACACAUUAGCCUCAUUGAAGGACACUCAGCCGAUUCCAGCUACCGUCACGCUGAAGUCAGGUGCAAAGAUCUGUGACAUUCAUCAUGUCAUACUUUGCACAGGCUACCACCUAACACUGCCUUUCCUAUCUCAGCUCACCUCGGACGAGACACCAGUCGAUCAGGCCGACGAAACGCUACUAGUGACAGACGGUACACAGUUUCACAAUCUGCACAAAGACAUCUUCUUCAUCAAUGAUCCAACGCUCGCCUUUGUCGGUGUGCCGUUCUUCACAGCGACGUUCACGUUGUUCGAGUUCCAAGCCAUGGUUGUUGCAAAGGUACUCUCGGGACAGGCAAAGCUUCCAAGCAAAGAUGCGAUGAGAUUAGAAUAUAAUGUCCGAGUUGAGACGAAGGGUUAUGGCAAGGCAUUUCACAGUUUGAGAGACCAGGAAGCGAGCUAUGUUAAAGAACUCAUAGCUUGGGUAAACUCUGAUUUGGAAAAAGCAGGCAAAGAGCGACUGCGUGGGCAUUCUGAUAAAUGGCAUUCUGCGAAAGCAGAGCAGAUGGAGAGGAUGAAAGCUUUCUUUGCCAAUCCAGGCAUCGAGCGACGACUUGAAGCGACAUGUUUAUAG
This is a messenger RNA of Alternaria alternata, 1668 nucleotides long. RefSeq names its product dimethylaniline monooxygenase. NCBI's taxonomy places the organism in Eukaryota, Fungi, Ascomycota, Dothideomycetes, Pleosporales, Pleosporaceae. Bases 328 to 1668 code for a protein of 446 amino acids. Gene Ontology annotation, molecular function: flavin adenine dinucleotide binding; N,N-dimethylaniline monooxygenase activity; NADP binding. The record is from RefSeq and is a predicted model, not a curated record. The transcript is spliced from 4 exons.